UGAAUAUGCUGGAAAACUUUCAUAUCUGCAGAGAAGGAGCAGAUCCAGAAAAUCGAAACUUUCACAUGGAAUGUAAGCUAGAUUAUCAAAUUUCGUAGUCUGCUUUCAUUUUUGAAGUGUAUUUUCUCCUUGAACAUAGUUUAAACAUUCAAAUGUAAUUUAGUAACAAUUCCAUACUCACACCACGGGUAGCUUGGUUCCAGGUUCUUUUGUAGGUUUAGCAGCAAUUGGUUCGUCCUAAAUUGACUAACCUUCCAAUUUCCAACUUCCAACCACUUCAAUUCAUUUUUAUAUUGGGAUGAGCCAUUUUUAAUGGCAAGUGAGGAUUUGCCCUCAGCUUCCCCGUCCUUCCUGAAAUAUAUUUGCAAGUUCGAUGAUAAAAUUGAAUAAUGGGAAGGGGGUUCCGUAUUUUGUGCGGUCAAUUAGAUGUACGUUUGCAUGUAAGUUUAAUUCUCCACAUUUAUUUAAUUCUCCAUAGUAAAACAGAAUAAAAUACAAUAUUGUAAAUUAAAAACAAAAAUAAAAACCCCUAAUUUCAGUGGCAGGGAUAGCAUAAAUUCGUCAAACUGACCUUAUUUCCAGAAUAGUCCCCUGUUUCCAUAAUGGUCUCCUAUUUCCAUAAUGGUCUCCCAUUUCCAUAGUGGUCUCCCAUUUCCAUAAUGGUCUCUUAUUUCCAUAAUGGUCUCCUAUUUCCAUAAUGGUCUCCUAACGUUAAUUAACAUGACUUUUUUGAAGGGCCUGCCUUUCUGCUCAAUGAUGUAACUCUAAAAUGCGUUUAAAAUGGUUUCAAAGUUUUUAAUUAAAUUCUUAAAGCAUUGUCAAACUUUCCCACUAGAGAAAUGAUUUUCAGCCGGCCCCUUUGCUAACGGACCUACAAUCUCGGACAAAAAUAGUUUAGACUUUUCAAGGAAAGUCGAUAUUUUCUCUGCCAUUUGAAAAAUAUGAUGCAUGAUUUUGAAGGGGAAAUGAUAGAACUACAAAUCCAAAUUUGAUUGGGGGGAAAGGGGUGAUUCGAAUUUACAGGGGCAACGUAAAGUGGAAAAUUGCAAAAUUUGCAUUUAGUCUCAACAAUUUUGUCCAGAUUUGUAGGGCAAUGGCUAGGGAGGGGUUUCCGUUUUCUUGAUAGCCAAAAACAUACUUUUUGAGCAGUCAUCUAGAUGUAAAUUUAUGAACCUGACUUUCUUGAAGGCCCUGCUAAGCCAAAAUGCAUAGUUUUUCUAUUUGUAAGAGAAGUUCUUCUAAGAAGGGAUCAGAUGACAAUUCUCUGUAUCGUUGAAGUGGACGAUAUGUAGAUCCACGGCCCUAAAAGGGUUCACACCUAACAGUAUAUAAAAGAGCGUGUCCAAGAAUUUAUUUUGAUCGAUCUACAGAGACAGAACCUUUUUUUGGUAGCUUCUAUUUUCCUCUGAUUUUCUAUUUAUGUUUCUGGGAGGAUCUCCUCUGUCUCAAGCCCCUCCUCCGGAUGCUCUCGUUAGAAAGCUGAAUAAAAUGAUUCUGUACACAUGUAUACUGUACAAUCUUCUGUUUGACCUUGCUUCACGUAGAGGCGUAGCCAUUUCUUUAAGUUUAAUGCUAGCUGCCAAUUAAUUCUAACAGCAUUAAUUUGAAGGAUUUGCAAUAGAAAACUCUUAGAAUAUAAUGGAUUAUUGCUAAUUUUUGUUUGGAUAAAGUUGGUUAAAGGCGAGAUGUGUCAUUUUUGAGCAUUUUGUUUUGAAAUAGCGAUAUCUGGUCAGCUUGUUCUUCUCUGCUUCUCUAAAUGUAGGCACGCAACCUGCCCUGUUUUAAAGUUUAAGAGGGGGAGGGGGGUAGGAGAAUACGGAUAAAUUUUUAUAGUGGCUGUCCAAACAGAAAAUGUGAGGCGGGGAUCAAAAUUUUGUAUAUCGGUCUUACACUCCGGUUGCAGUAAAUUUUAAUUGGUUCUACACGGUUGAACAUUUUUCACUCCUAACAAUUAUUACUACUUUGCUCGGUUUAGUGUAGAGAACUGUUUCAAAGCUUUUAUGCAUCUUUACCACGGUGAACAUUUUCAAUGAAUAUCCUCUAAACAAGAGUUGUGAAAUGAAUCAGUGAGUUUCAACUUUCGUCUGACCUGUAUAUUUUUCCUGAAAGAGCAGAUUGACAAUGGAAUUCCCGCAACGCAACCACUCCUGACCUACGUUGCAUGAAGUCACAGGGCCCUUGAAAUGAUCGUUUGUUUUCAUGUUUGCGUUUUGUCUGUCACGGCGGAGUUAUUAGCAAAGGGGCGUGUCAUCUUCGUGAAUGGAAAAGAACUCUUUCUGACUGACAAUUUAUUUUAUAUUGAGUCAUAGUGUCACUACUAGUGUUGAAUCCGGCUAAGGUGACUGGAGUUAGCCAAGGAGCCUGUACCUAAUUCAAUGUGGUAGACAUUGCUUGAGGAGACUGCAUUGCACGUAUUUAUAUAGACUCGAUAUAGACAGCCCUUUUGUUAGCCAUUCGCCACUCAACCGUUCACAAUAUUGAAAACAAGGGUACUAAAAAUACGGAAUAUUAUGAAAUCCAUUUCUGUUUAUAUUAAAACCUGUUAAUUUUUACACUCGACAAUAUUUUUUUCAAGAUAAACUAUGGUUAAACACUGUGGUCUUAUAACGUGACUCUGAAAGAUAAAUACAACUGAUGUCCCUAUAUCUAAUGGAAAGCUAGAGAAUUUCUCACAGAAAAGGAUUCACUAUCUUAAUAAAUAACUAAGAGGCUUCCAGUACCAAAUAAAAGGAUAUUUGAUAACACUUUUUGGUUCUAUGCCAGAUUUUGAGUUGCUUAUGAAAAAUACAUUUGCCUUUAUUAAGUUGUCGUUUUGCUAAAUGAGCUUAGAAGGCAACGUUAUCAAUAUUGUUUGUUGUGAAAACUUCUGUUUAUGAAAUUUACAUUGCAUUUGUAAUUUAAUUAUUUUAAAAAUGUUUAUCUGUUAUCUGACUGAAUAAUUUGAUUUAUAACGAAUUUUGUUAUUUUGUUGAGCCAAGCAAAUUAAUUAACCUUCAUUUGUGGAUAAGUGAGUUUAUUAUUUUUCUUUAAUUUUUUUGCUUUGAAAAUAAUUUAAUAUUUCCAAGAAUUUUAAAACUGUUGGCAAUGGAAUUGGUCAUUGACUUGAAUCUCGCGAUCUGCACAAAUGCUGGAGAAGGUAGUGAGCAUGACUGCUGUCAUUUGUAUCUGCAAACUUCGUCCUUUUGAUGUCAUUAUUUUGAUUUCGAAAGAGACAAACAAUUGCGUCAACCAUCCUAGUCGCUGCGCAGAUCCAUGAAAGAUUUAAGACAUUGAACCCUGUGACCGUUUUUUCCCGCCAAGACUGCAGAUUGCAUUUUUCAGCAGUUUUACAAAGGAACAUAUUUUAUGUUUGGUUUAUAAUGAAGGAAAGGUGAUAUUAGAUUUGUUGCCAUCCAGCGUUUCUUAGCGAUGCCUUCUGUUUGAUGAGGAGACCAUAAACGUGUAACUGGGUUUUUCGCGUUCCAUUGUUGGCCUGAAGAAUGACAUUUUCCAAGUUGGUGGAAAAGAGCAAUACAAAGAGCAAAACAGUCUGAUGUCCGUCUAGUGGUGCAAACAAAGUUUGGAGCCAGCCCAGAAUCUGUUUCAAAUCACCGUGAACCGAACAUACCAACUGAUGAACAUUUUUGAGAAGGAGUAUCAAGUUUGAGGCUGCUGACCUGCGCAUGUUUAAUCAAAGACCCCAAAUGGUUGGUAAUUGCGACAUGUAAAGUAUGAAGAAGUGAAGAGAAAAUCAUUUUGAAAGGAUGGUCCUAUAAGCACCCUAUAAUGAUGGAAGAUCGUAAAUGGCAAAGAUGAAGGCUAGAGAACUGGUUGAAGCAUUUUUCAUCUGCAAUGUAUCGAUUUUGUUGCUUCUACUGAUGAACACUACUGCAGGUCAACAGUGGAUGUCACUAGCCCUAUCAACCAACCUCGGUUCUAUGUCAAAGAGAGUGCAAUGUGAAUAUUUCAAAGAACUAACAGCCCUUCAGAAAAGGUUCUGCAGAACCAAUAUUGAGUUGAUGCCAAGUGUGAUUAAGGGGUCCAUAAUGGCUUUAAAAGAAUGCCAAUACCAAUUUAAAUGGAGAAGAUGGAAUUGCUCCACCGUCAGAAAAGCACGAAAAAAGCAGAUUUCGCCGUUUGGACUCGCACUCAAAUCAGGAACUAGAGAGGCUGCAUUUGUCCAUGCCAUAUUCUCUGCUGGCAUCGCCAAUGCCAUUACGAAGCAGUGCAGCACGGGAAAAAUCAGUAGGUGCAGCUGUGAUGCGAACCUUAGGGGCUAUUCGAGGGCUGGUUUUCAAUGGAGUGGUUGCAGCGACAAUGUAGUUUUUGGAGUUCGGUUUUCUAAGGCCUUUGUUGAUGGUUACGAACGAGAGAGGUGGACCAAGGCAUGGACAUUUGAUAGAGUUUUGAUGAACUUACAUAACAAUGAAGCUGGAAGAAAGGCAAUUGAGAAUAAUCUUGCCAUGCGUUGCUCUUGCCAUGGAGUGUCGGGGACGUGUUCAACAAGAACUUGCUCGAGGGUGAUUCCCUCGUUCCAAGAAAUCGGAAUGAAACUCAAAGAAAAAUUUGACUGUGCAUCGAUGGUAGCAUUGCAGCGUGUUGGGGCCAGGAUCGCAUUACUUCCAAAAGACAAACGCCUGAAGCCUCUAACUAAUCAAGAUCUUGCUUAUCUUAAGGAAUCUCCUUCGUAUUGUGACGCAAAUAAAAGAGAAGGAAGCUUGGGUACUACUGGAAGAUAUUGUAACGAGCACUCGAAGGGCAUUGAUGGCUGUGCGCUGUUGUGUUGCGAUCGAGGCUAUAGAUCUAGCAUUGAAAUUGUGAAAAAGCGUUGCAGAUGCAAAUUCAAGUGGUGUUGCCAGGUAACAUGCGAUACAUGCAGCAUUGCGCAAAAAGUCUACAAGUGUCGUUGAGAGCUCCGAAGCAAAAUUCAGUUGUUGGCUGCUCGAUAAUACAAGCAUCACCAAAACGAGUUGCAAGGAAACAUUUGUUAGACAAAAAGCAAGCUCUAGUUGCAGGCUAAAUUAUCUUUCUAGGUCAUAUUUGUAACUUAAAACUUAAAUUUAAUUUGUAACACAGCACACCAAAAUCUUCCUUCAUUCGACAAACUUCUUCUCUUUCACAAUAGGUUCUAUAAAUCGUAGCUGGAUGCUCAGUGAUGAUCAUUUUUGUGCCGGUAACUUACUAUGAAGGCAUCAAACUUUUCAUUCAUUAGAAGAAAGGAACCCCGUCAUAGCAUAUAAUGAUGAAAGGCAUAAUCACAGUUGCAUUGCAUAGUGAUUUAUCGACUUGGACAACUAGACAACUAGGGACUGUCGUCUCAAUUUCCAAUAACCUUUUGUCAAAAUUUGAUCUUUGACUCAGUGAUAAGCCCCCUGUACUAUCCAAAGAAAACA
Rhopilema esculentum is the source of this 5372-nucleotide messenger RNA. The record is from RefSeq and is a predicted model, not a curated record. NCBI's taxonomy places the organism in Eukaryota, Metazoa, Cnidaria, Scyphozoa, Rhizostomeae, Rhizostomatidae.